UUCCCCAAUGAAUAAAUGUCACGUUAAGUGCUCACGUUGAAUUAAUCAAAGUUCAAUCAAGUUGAAAUUUCAAAGUUCGAGUUAUUUGGAUGAAGAAUUGAACCCCAGCUGGAGUUUUAACCCCUCACUGGGAGCAGAGAAAUUGAACGGAAGCUAUUCCGAGAGAAUAUUCAUCGUCGGUUUUGUCGCAUCUGUUAAUCAAAGUCACCUCAAUAUGACUUCAGAAAACCGUUUGAUUUACCAAGAAUCGCCUACGUCAUUAAGAGAGAUAAGUUCGUUGAGAAUGGCGUUAAUGUUAUGGCGUCACAAAUUCACAGAUUUAUGUUCGAGCGACGGUCUACCCUCGGUUUGGUUCAGUACCAAAGAGAUGAUCGCAGUUUCAACAUGGAUCGAGUUCUUUCUCGAUCCUUACAUCCCAGCCCUGGGCAAAGAGCUAAAAAUGUGGAUGGAUUAUCACUCGGAGCGGAUAUUUUUCGAUUCAGAUCUAGGCUGGGCUGUUUUACGUUGUUUCAAUCACAUCGUAUGCUAUCAAAGUGGCGCCAUUAAUUACGUAGCCACGGCCAAAAAGCUGCUACAGAACGAGCUGUUGAACGAUAUGGAAAAAUUUCGUAUAGCUUGCGUGUAUUGUUUGGAGGAAGAUGUGAAACGUCAAUGGGCCUUGGUAUGGUGCGGUCGGACUAAAGGUCUUCUCAAUGCUACCAUAAAACCAAUCAUACAUUAUUGGAAUAAUCGUAUGAAUAAAGAAGAGCACUGCAAACACGUCUGCUUCAAACGUAUCUUCGCUUCUUAUUCGAAAUGUUCCCGGAACUGGACCGCCACCUUGCAUUUUUUGAACGAGUUAGAAGUUGUUGAACAAAUCGCACAAGCGAUCGAGUUGAUCGAACAAGAUCCUAUGUUCGCGUUGCAUGUUUUACCUCAUUUAUCGGUCGAACAACAAAGGCAAGUGAUCAUGAAACAAGGAGUAACCAUUUACAUCACUUUCGCCAAAAAGUCUCGGUAUUCGACGUUCGCUCUACAGCUUUGGCGUUUUUUCGGACAAUUCGCGACUGUCUUUCAAUUCAACAGUUUGAUCAAGCAGGUAAUUGACGAUAAAGAAAUUGGUCUACGAGUAAAAACCGAUAUAAACCGACACGUGGGCACUUUGCUUCAUGACACGUGGAGCUCAUCUCAGUAUAAUCUGAAGCGCUAUAUCGUUCAUAAUUUCAUCAACGAUGUAUUGAACGUAUUGUUCGAAGAAGACAGUUUGCUGAGGGUGACGUAUCGAGACGCUAGAUUCUUAUUAGCAGUUUUGGCAGCUACCACAGAGGAAUCCAGAGCCAAAUUAUGGAACGAUCAUCAAAACACGAUCAUCUUCAACAUACCACCCAAGUACCUGGAGGAAUUGUUCGCUAUGUGUGUCAAAGAUACCUUGGAAGUGGAUCGAAUCAAAACGCGUCUCUCCGAAGACGUCGAGUUCUUGGAGAAAUACAACAAGCUCUCUUUCAAAGAGGGAUAUUUCGAAGACGUCGAAGAUUUUUUAACAUUUUGCCAAGUCGAUCGAAAUCGAAAGUAUCGCAUACAGAAAGAUCUCCUAACCAGGGUACAAAUGAACGCAGUCUGUAUUUUGGACCUAAAUGAUUUGGAAAAAUGGUGUCGAUUGGAUCGAUUCGUCGACGACUGUUACGACGAGGAUCAAGCGACAAGUUUCAGAAAGGAUAUGAUACGGUCGAACCCUAUGCUAGAGCAUUAUCAAAAACUGCUUGUCGACGGACAGCUCUACCAAGUGCGUCAGUUCAUCGACGUGUUCUUAUCACAAGACCAAUCGAGUAUAACCAAGGACGAUCUGAUCUACAAUUGUGGCAGGAGUCUAGUCUUUGGAUUGUGCUACAAUUUCAACGAAGCUAAUUGGAAAGAAUUUGUGAACUGGUGUUUUAACAGCGACGCUAACAAAAUCGCCAAAUGGAAGGAUUCUCUAAACAUAGACGAGAUAUUCAUCAAAAUGCUGCGUAGAUGCGUCGAUUUAGCCUACAAAGAUAGUUUUUUUCGCCAUCGCAAGAAAAACCAAAAUUACGAUUUCGUUAAAGUGAAUUCCUUUUUAAAAUGGUAUUUUGUCACGUGGUCUGCGAUCAGAAAUUACAAGCAUAGCAAGAUCGAUUCUUUCAGCAGCAUCGAAGAGAUUAAAGAAGCGUUCGGCAUCGAAAGCGACCUAUUGACGACAAUUUUAGAAUGGUUUUAUGAUGGAGAUAGGGAAAAAAUUCAUCGACGGAAGCAUUCUGCAGCGAACCUGUCGCCUUUGGCUUAUAGAGUCGAUAAUUGGAAACAUAAAUUUUUCCACAAAAGUAAUUAAGUGCGAGGAGAGGGGGAGAAGUGGGGAUUUGCCUUCUACAAAUGUUGACCUUUUCGAUCAUUUUUUUCAAAAUUCAUAUUUAGGUAGGUACUAUACUUCCUCUCAUCUGAUUACUAGGCAACCCAUGCUGAGUACAAGUAGAUAUGUUCGCCUACCUUUUGAAUUGAGAGGCUCCCUUAUACUCCCAUUAGAAAGUGGAACAUUAUUUCAAGAUUGCGCUACUCGAAAACUGUAUGUCAAAAGCUUAGAUGUAGAACCACGUCCAUAAUAUUUUCAAAAAUGAAAUUUUUGUUGUUUUCAGUAGCUUACGUUUUGAGCAACCAGAAAAAUGAAUACCAAAAUCUCAUAUACGAGUAUGAAAAAAUUGUGGGUUUUGUGAUCCUAUAAUUAGUCAAGGGUGGGCCUGAGUGUUUUCAUGACCCUUCCAUUUUUUGAACCGUUCUUGAUUUUUUUAUUUUUUUACUGAAGACAAAAAAAAUUGUACCCACCCCAAAAAAACGAUCUGUCUACGCCACUGAAUUGCACACAUCUUUUGAAAAUGUUUUUUAAAUAAUUAUUAGACUGUACGUAUCAAUAACUUGCAUAACAUUUUCAUUAUUCAAAAUAACGAUAGAGAAAUAGAUGUAAUGUACCUACCCGACCCCUUCAAUCAAGAAUCUAGGCAAACAUCCUACUUAUGCUCAGCUCAACUCGUAUAACAUUUUCAUUAUUCAAGAUAAUGAUAGAGAAAUAGAUGUAAUGUACCUACUCGACCCCUUCAAUCAAGAAUCUAGGCAAACAUCCUACUUAUGCUCAGCAUGAGUUGUCUAUUUCCAAAUGGGAGUAGAUAGGUCACUUAUGAAACAGUACACCCUAUGUACAUAUAUAAUUUUAAGCAAAAAUUGUGAAAAUAUUGGUACACUUUGGUACUUUGUUAACUAAUUUAGAAUUGAUCUUUUAUAGGUAUGUAGUAAUGUACCUACUUAUUUUCCCAUCAAAUACGGUGGUGCAAAA
Molecule: messenger RNA, 3319 nt
Organism: Planococcus citri (citrus mealybug)
Lineage: Eukaryota; Metazoa; Arthropoda; Insecta; Hemiptera; Pseudococcidae
Exons: 2
Coding region: 215-2326 (703 amino acids)
Source: RefSeq, a predicted model, not a curated record